Molecule: messenger RNA, 1851 nt
Organism: Sitophilus oryzae (rice weevil)
Lineage: Eukaryota; Metazoa; Arthropoda; Insecta; Coleoptera; Curculionidae
Gene: deltaCOP
Product: coatomer subunit delta
Exons: 10
Coding region: 146-1672 (508 amino acids)
Biological process (GO): Golgi localization; endoplasmic reticulum to Golgi vesicle-mediated transport; retrograde vesicle-mediated transport, Golgi to endoplasmic reticulum
Cellular component (GO): cytosol; COPI vesicle coat
Source: RefSeq, a predicted model, not a curated record
AGAAAUAAGUUAUGACAUUUUUCAAUGAUUUGUCACGUCAUACGAAAUGAACCAUGUUAUAUGAAUGUCAACGUCAUCUAUUCUUAUGUAUUUUUGGGAAGGUGUAAAUGGUUUUUUUCAGAUGAAUUAACAUUUAAUUCGAAAAAUGGUGCUAAUCGCUGCAGCCGUCUGCACAAAAGCAGGCAAAACAAUAGUGUCUCGACAAUUUGUGGAAAUGACUAAGGCACGUAUAGAAGGAUUACUGGCAGCUUUUCCCAAAUUAAUACCCACUGGAACACAGCAUACAUUUGUAGAAACUGAUUCAGUUCGUUAUGUAUAUCAACCUAUUGAGAGACUCUACAUGUUACUAAUUACUACAAGAGCUAGUAACAUAUUGGAAGAUUUAGAGACUCUUCGACUUUUUGCCAGAAUUAUUCCAGAAUACUGUAAAUCUCUAGAAGAAAAUGAAAUUAUAGAUAAUGCAUUUAAUUUAAUUUUUGCUUUUGAUGAAAUAGUUGCACUAGGAUAUAGAGAAAGUGUUAAUUUAUCACAAAUAAGAACCUUUGUUGAAAUGGAUUCUCACGAAGAGAGGGUGUAUCAAGCUGUAAGACAGACUCAAGAGAGGGAAGCAAAACUAAAAAUGAGGGAAAAAGCUAAAGAGUUGCAAAGACAGAAAAUUGAAGCUGUUAAGAGAGGUAUCAAACCAUCAUAUGGAAGUAGUGGCGGAUUUGGAGCUAAUACAAAUACCUAUUCAUCACCUGCUCCAAAUGAUUUACUUGUAAAUGAUGUUAAACCACCAGUAUAUACACCUACACAAAAACCUCGUGGCAUGAAGUUAGGAGGAAAAGGUCGAGAUGUGGAAUCAUUUGUAGAUCAAUUAAAAUCGGAAGGAGAGAAAGUAGUUACACCUAUUUCUAACAGCGUUUCCCAGACAGGUUCUAAAACUCCACAGAUUAAAUCCGACAUUAACGAUGUACAUUUAAGAUUAGAGGAAAAACUUGUUGUUCGUAUGGGUAGAGAUGGUGGUGUACAACAAUUUGAAGUAUUGGGUUUGGUGACGUUACAUAUUGGUGAUGAAAAACUAGGCAGAAUCCGAGUACAGUUAGAAAAUAAGGAUACUAGAGGAGUGCAAUUACAAACCCAUCCACAAGUUGACAAGGAGUUAUUUAAAAUGCGUUCGCAGAUCGGGUUGAAACAAUCCAGCAAACCUUUUCCUUUGCGUUCAGACGUAGGCGUACUAAAGUGGCGAUUACAAGGUACUGAGGAAUCAUAUGUGCCUUUACUAAUUAAUUGUUGGCCUUCAGAAUCCGGUGAUGGCGGAUGUGAUGUAAAUAUCGAAUAUGAACUUGCCCACCUUAAUUUGGAAUUAACUGAUGUUAAUAUUAAUAUUCCGUUACCUAUUGGUUCUACUCCCGUUGUGGGCGAAUGCGAUGGUACUUAUAUCCAUGAACAGAGACGUACUCAACUUAUCUGGAACUUGCCAUUAAUAGACGCCAACAAUAAAACUGGAUCUUUAGAAUUUACAGUUGCAAAAUCUAUCCCAGAUGACUUUUUCCCUUUAACAGUUUCAUUUACAUCAAGAACUUCAUAUGCCAGUAUUAAGAUCAUUGAUGUUUUAUCAGUUGAUGAUGAUUCUCCAGUUAAAUAUUCCGUUGAAUCAGCUCUAUACCCAGAUAAAUAUGAAAUAGUUUAGAUAUAAAUAAGUAAAUAUUAACUUAGAUGAAUGAUACAAUAUACUUUAAGUGUGUAUAAAUAAUUACUAACCUUUUAUGCGUUAAUAUGUAUUUGUUAAUUUUUGUAAGCAUAUAAGAAAUAUUUCUCUGUAUUUUAUUUUUAUCUAUAAAUAAACUAUAUUUGAAGGGUUUAACAAUA